AUGGGCCCCUGUACCGCCUCCUCAUGCUGCUGCCAGGCCCGUAAUCUGCCAUGGGCCCCCGUACCGACUCCUCAUGCUGCUGCCAGGCCCGUAAUCUGUCAUGGGCCCCUGUACCGCCUCCUCAUGCUGCUGCCAGGUCCACAGUGUGUCAUGGGUCCCUGUACGGCCUCCCAUUGCUGCUGUCUCCAUUGCCACACUCUGCCAUGUGCCACUUUCAGGUCUCCUCACACUGCUGGUGGGUUCCAUUUUGUCAUAGGGUGCUGUAUGGCCUCCCAUUGCUGCUGCCUCCACCGCCACACUGUGGCUCCACACUCUGGUUUUGGCCCCGUGACUGCCCAAAUGAGUGAAGUGUGCGGUGAUUCUAAGAUCGACGGCACUCAUCUGCAUGUCAUACUGACUGACAGUAUUAUUUCUCUUCCCCAGCAGACUCCAAGGGCAUUAAAAUUAAAGGUACAGUGUUCUGCACUAAUAUAA
This is a messenger RNA of Staurois parvus, 474 nucleotides long. The record is from the annotation of a GenBank genome assembly. Lineage: Eukaryota; Metazoa; Chordata; Amphibia; Anura; Ranidae.